Messenger RNA from Ruditapes philippinarum (Manila clam), 2011 nucleotides. Its product is annotated as NAD-dependent protein deacetylase sirtuin-2-like. The transcript is spliced from 14 exons. The record is from RefSeq and is a predicted model, not a curated record. The coding region runs from base 158 to 1594 and encodes 478 amino acids. Lineage: Eukaryota; Metazoa; Mollusca; Bivalvia; Venerida; Veneridae. Gene Ontology annotation, molecular function: NAD+ binding.
AUUUAUUUGAUUUAUAUGUUUAAAAACUACUAUGUAUGUUCACACAUGUAAGACAAUUGAAAACAGGACCGGAUUAAUCAACAGUUGUGGUAAAAACAAUUUAGAAAAAGAUUAGUGUAAUCACAAAAUUACCAAAGAGAAUAACAUUUAAAUUAACAUGGCUAGCUCUAAACCGGACCCUGAAAACACGGAGGAUUUAAAAGAUAAGACACAAUCUGUUGAAGACCCGGAACAAAAACUUUCUGAUGGUGUAGAUGAGAAUGCUGAUCUAACAGACAAGACAAACGUUUCUACAGAAACUCCAGUAGAUACCGAAGACCCCCAGAUGGUAUGGAUGAGACGGUAUUUUGCCAAGUCAUUGGGUAUAUUGUUCGAGGAUCCCCCGGAGUGUUUACUGGACGAAGUAAGUUUUGAGGGAAUAGCUAGAUACAUUGCCAGUGACAAAUGCAACAAGAUUGUGGUCAUGACUGGUGCUGGAAUAUCUACAUCUGCAGGAAUUCCGGACUUCCGGUCCCCGAACACAGGGUGCUAUGAACAGUUGAAGAAAGAAUAUAAUAUAGAAAAUCCUCAAAAGCUGUUUGAAUACUCAUAUUUCAAGGGCAAUCCGGAGCCAUAUUAUAAAUACAGAAAAGACAUAUGGAAAGGAACUUACAAGCCAACACCUUGUCAUUACUUCAUUCGAAUGCUGGAGAACAAAAACAAACUACUCCGCCAUUUCACACAGAACAUCGAUGGCUUGGAAAUGUUAGCAGGUAUAAGUGAGGACAAACUUAUUCAGGCGCACGGUACAAUUAACCACUCUUACUGCAUGGAUUGCGGACAAACAUACACACAGAAAUGGGUUAGAGACAAAAUCUAUGGACCAGAGGGCCCUGUUCCAAGAUGUGCUAACGAAUCGUGUCGAGGAAUUGUUAGACCGAAAAUUGUUAUGUUUGGAGAGAAUUUGCCAGAACGAUUUGCAGAGCAUUUAUCUGAUAUUGAUGACUGUGAUAUGUUGUUGAUCAUGGGAACAUCUCUAGCUGUUAGACCGUUUUCUAAUCUACCUAUCAGAACCAAAGAUAAUGUGCCAAGACUUUUUAUCAACCUUGAAAGUAUACGAGUGGCAAAGCAUCCAAUAUCUGCGUUAUUUUUUGGUGGAGGGUUCGAUUUUGAAAAUGAGGACAACAUAAGAGAUGUAUUCUGGAAAGGAAAGUGUGACGAAGGCUGCUUUGCCCUGGCAGAUAUUAUGGGUUGGGGAGAUGAACUUAGAAAAUUGGUGAAAGAAGAGCAUGCAGUAAUUAACAAAGAACUUGGAAUAACAGAUGAAACAGGCGUAAUAGACAAGACGACUGAAAAUACUGGAUCUACAUCUACAAAGAAGCCUGCACGAUUAGGUUCAAAUACACAAGACGUGAAACGUGUCCAAACUCCACAAAGACAGUCGGUACAUAAUCGAGCAUCUAAAAUAUCACAGGGACCUAGUGAUCAGGCGAUGAAACCUGUAACAAAAGACAAACGGGGGGUUCCCAGUGGCACAACACAAAGGAAGACUUCUACAACACCAGCACUGAAUCUCAACAAAAGUGUUUGUAACACGGGGAAUUCCAAGAAGUGAACUAGAUACCAGUUCUUUCAAGGACUGAAAAGCCACGUGGUGCCAAUACGUGUUUUAUAGAAACUUAUAUUUUACACGAAUUAUUAUAUAUCAGGUAUUUUAACGUGAAUCAAACAACAAAAUUCUUGUACAUUGAAUAUAUUAUCUACCAUGGAAACAACAAUGUUUUAUCUUUUCUAUUGUUGGUAGAUGUUUGACUCUGUUACUAUUUACAGUGUAUGUUUGUUAAAAGUAUUUUUGUAUAUCUUCUCUAUGGUGCAAUAUUAUAAUUAUUGUCUGUACAUUUUGGGAAGUUAUAAAUUGUUAUGAGAUUGAUUUAACCUAUUUAUUAAACUUGUAUAUUAAAUAUGACUUGACUUUACCAAGUUUUGGCAAACGUUUACAAAAUGAACCUAGCUUUCAGAUAACUAGUUCGGU